CUGCCGGUAUUUUAAAAACUCCCACAAGAGUGACGAUUUACAGUUUCCACCGGCGACGGAAUCCCCCACACAUUUUGUUAAAUUAAUUCUAAGAUUUAUGAGUCUAUGACUACAUGUUGACCACGCCACCUAACUCUGGUUAGUCCCCACUCUCUCUCUCCUCUCUCUCGCUCUCUACACUCUCUUCCAAUCGCGAUUUCUCAUUGGUGAAGCUUUUCGACCGUCGCGGUUUCCGUCGUUUAACUGCCGCCCGCCGCGCAGUUGCAUUUCUGCAAUGUUGAGAAGAAGCGCGUCCUCCUCCUCGUUCGGCUUCCUCGCCGUUGUCGUCCCUGCUCUGCUGCUUCUGAGCUCAGAUUUGCUUUUCUCACUCUCGCUCGCUGACCCGCUCGCUGCUGCUGACGACUCGGUCACUGAAGCAGAUCUCCUCCUCAACGCCAACGCCACCGAGUCCAAUGUCUCGCUCUCUAAGCCCAAAGAAGGAAGCUUUGCGGAUAUGAUCGAUAAAGCUCUGGAGAACGAGUUCAAAGAGAAUGAUCAGAACGAAGCUACUGAUCCUGGAAGUUUCAACAACAGCGUAGCCGGCCAGCAGGCAGUUUUGGAAACAGUUGCGAGAGUAAAGUCGAAGAAAAAUGAGACGAAAGAAGAAAAGUCGUUUCAACUACAUGAUGUUUUCAAUCUGGAUAAUGAUAAUAGAGGUGAAGAUACACCAACGCUGAUUGAUCGCAAGGACAAUGUCUUCAUUAUAUCAAAUUUUAAAUCAAAAUAUCCAGUGCUGCAACUAGACUUGAGAUUAAUAUCAGAUUUGGUGGUCGUUAUUGUAUCUGCAACCUGUGGUGGCAUUGCCUUUGCUUGCGCUGGACAACCGGUUAUUAGUGGAUAUUUGCUAGCUGGAUCUGUUAUUGGACCUGGAGGUUUCAACUUCGUCAGUGAAAUGGUUCAAGUUGAAACUGUGGCUCAGUUUGGGGUAAUCUUUCUUCUUUUCGCUCUGGGCCUGGAGUUCUCCACAGCAAAGCUUCGAGUUGUUCGAGCAGUUGCUGUUCCAGGAGGGCUGCUACAAAUCUUCCUAUUUAUGUGCCUGUGUGGUAUUACCGCCUCAUUAUGUGGUGGUAAAGUUUCUGAGGGGAUAUUUGUUGGCGUGUUCCUUUCUAUGUCUUCAACAGCAGUGGUGUUAAAAUUUUUGAUGGAAAAGAACUCCACUAAUGCCCUUCAUGGCCAAGUCACCAUUGGCACCCUUAUUCUGCAGGAUUGUGCUGUGGGUUUGCUGUUUGCUUUGCUUCCAGUUCUGGGUGGGACUUCGGGUAUUCUUCAAGGAGUGAUAUCUAUGGCUAAGCUGAUGGUGACGUUGAUUACAUUUUUGGCUGUUCUUUCUAUUUCAUCUCGUACUUGUGUUCCUUGGUUACUUAAAUUGAUGAUAAGUUUAUCUUCACAGACCAAUGAACUCUACCAAUUGGCAUCAGUCGCUUUCUGCUUGCUUGUUGCCUGGUGUAGUGAUAAGCUGGGACUAAGUCUGGAACUGGGUUCCUUCGCUGCGGGAGUGAUAUCAACAACUGAUCUUGCACAACAUACUCUAGAACAAAUUGAACCCAUCCGCAACCUUUUUGCUGCUCUUUUUCUUGCCAGCAUCGGGAUGCUAAUCCAUGUUCAAUUUCUCUGGAACCAUGUUGAUAUAUUACUAGCAUCUGUUAUAUUAGUUAUCAUCAUAAAAACAAUUAUUAUCACCAUGGUUGUCAAGGGAUUUGGUUACAACAACAAAACAUCAUUUCUUGUUGGAAUUUCUCUGGCACAGAUAGGCGAAUUUGCUUUUGUUCUUCUAAGUCGUGCCUCUAAUCUCCAUCUAGUCGAGGGGAAAUUAUAUCUGCUGCUUCUUGGAACCACAGCUCUUAGUCUGGUGACCACUCCUUUUCUAUUCAAGCUAAUUCCUGGUUUAGUGCAUCUUGGUGUGCUUUUAAGAUGGUUCCCUCCUGAUGGUGCUGUUGAGAUUGGUUUUAAAGGAGAUAACCUUCGCUCAGAUAGUGGCAAACGUGUCAUUUUGAUGGUCCGAGAAUCGCAUGAUUCGUGAUCUCUGUAUAAAGGAAAAACUGUAAAGGCAAUCUCCGGUUUACCCGCAAUGUUUUUACUCCAGCCGCAUUUGGGGAGUGGUUCCAGUGGAGUUGAUAAGGAGGAGGUAACUAUUUUCUUUACUUCUCAUACAAACCUACUUGGAGUAAUUUCCGUUUCACAUUACCGGCCUAAGUCAACAGUUCAAAUCGAGCCGAAGUAAUGGACAGAACAGAAAAGAGAAGAGACUAUCUAACUGCUGAAAGAAAUAACACAAUGAUGCUUUACCUUUAUAGUAUUCAUUCUUUCCCACUGUUAAUUCUUUUGGAGUUGUAACAUAAUUUUGUCUUGUAAUUUUGGAUACAUCAAGUAAUCUGUAUAUCAUACCUCCUUCCUUUGUCUAAAGCUUAAUUGUAAACAUUCACACUAAAUUAAAUGGGUUUUCGUUCCUUCUGGAAUUUCAAUUA
Malus domestica (apple) is the source of this 2504-nucleotide messenger RNA. Its product is annotated as K(+) efflux antiporter 6-like. Gene Ontology annotation, biological process: potassium ion transmembrane transport; proton transmembrane transport. Gene Ontology annotation, molecular function: potassium:proton antiporter activity. Lineage: Eukaryota; Viridiplantae; Streptophyta; Magnoliopsida; Rosales; Rosaceae. The record is from RefSeq and is a predicted model, not a curated record. Gene Ontology annotation, cellular component: membrane.